GGAUCUCUUGCAGGCGGUAUCACAGCAAGACCGCUCAAGCUUUCGGGAUCCAUCAAUCAUCAGCCUCUCGAACAUCCUACUCUACUACCAAAGUAGACGAUCCAACUCAAAGUGCAAAUGGCAUGAUGCGCCAGUAUGCGACCAUCGCGACAAAGGCGGCGUCGCGUCUUCAGAAGCGCGGCAAAUCACCUUUGAGUCUCGAUCAUUUCAUACAACGACAGCGAGCUCUAUCUUUAUGGAGAAAUAUACUGAGGAGCACGGCGGGUAUCUCUGACCCUGGAAUCAAGCGAGACAUGCGCCAAUUUGCUCGAUCGGAGUUUGAGCAGCACCGGAAUGUCACCGACUUGGUAUGCAAUCGCACUUUGUUCUUCGACCAGCCAUUGUUGCUAAUCCUCCAAUUCCCAGCAUCAUAUUCGAUACUUGCUCUCGCACGGGAAGACGCAGCUCGACGGAAUGAAAAGCUCGCUCAUCAAUGCGGGUCUCCUACGGUAGUGUAUGAGAAGAAAGCUGGAGCUCCACGAGAUCAUGGCAGGUUCCCCGCGCUUGUUGACGUCUUACAAGAGUCCCGUGUCUCCUGGGUACUCGGAGAUUGGCGGCGAAGAGAAAAGUCCUUCAUCCGACGAGGAACACAAGGCAUCUCUGAAGAGGUAGGCAACAAAAGGAGAGCAAUGAAACUACCUAUUCUGUGCCUCGAUCCGCCGCCUUGCCUUGUUUGAAUGUCGUCAAUUGUGAGCUGUGCUUGGGCGGAGCUGAUUGAGGUCGAGGUGUUGCACAGGCUUACCCCACUAGUUCGCGCUAAGGAAUCUCCGUUCCUGCAUCCUGCCCAGGUUUCGACGACACCUCUUGCUGCCUCGAGCCUCAAUGAUCCACCGUAGCAUAUUGUAUCACUGGGGUUUCUCUAUCACAUCGUCU
This is a messenger RNA of Westerdykella ornata, 912 nucleotides long. RefSeq lists its product as uncharacterized. The transcript is spliced from 3 exons. Lineage: Eukaryota; Fungi; Ascomycota; Dothideomycetes; Pleosporales; Sporormiaceae. The coding region runs from base 123 to 716 and encodes 197 amino acids. The record is from RefSeq and is a predicted model, not a curated record.